Hypoxylon trugodes is the source of this 972-nucleotide messenger RNA. RefSeq names its product GNS1/SUR4 membrane protein. Gene Ontology annotation, molecular function: fatty acid elongase activity. Gene Ontology annotation, cellular component: endoplasmic reticulum membrane. Gene Ontology annotation, biological process: fatty acid elongation, polyunsaturated fatty acid; sphingolipid biosynthetic process; very long-chain fatty acid biosynthetic process. Bases 1 to 972 code for a protein of 323 amino acids. The record is from RefSeq and is a predicted model, not a curated record. The transcript is spliced from 3 exons. NCBI's taxonomy places the organism in Eukaryota, Fungi, Ascomycota, Sordariomycetes, Xylariales, Hypoxylaceae.
AUGUCUUUUGAUACCGUUCACGCGCCUGGCGUGAUCAAAAUCGCACCAUGGCAAGCUUUCGACAGAGUGUGGACAUCCGUCAUGGGAUACCACGCGAAUGAAUUCCGAUUCAAGGAGGGGGUGACUCCAAUGUCGACGCUGAAUGAGACGGUGGGAAUGAUUGUCCUGUAUCUUGUGGUUAUCUUUGGUGGUCGUGAGUUCAUGCGCAACCGUGAAUCGCUAAAGUUAAACGGCCUGUUUAAGGCCCAUAACCUCUUCUUGACACUCCUGAGCGGUGGUCUUCUAGUUCUCUUCAUUGAGCAACUAGCCCCUACCAUUUGGAAGCAUGGUGUCUACGAGAACAUCUGCGGUGCAGAUGGCUGGACUGAUGAGCUCGUGACCCUAUACUAUCUUAACUACAUCACGAAAUAUAUCGAGCUGAUCGACACCGUCUUCCUAAUGGUUAAAAAGAAGCCUCUUACCUUCCUGCACACUUAUCACCAUCCAGCAACGGCAUUGCUUUGCUACACCCAACUCCUCGGCCAUACGUCGGUAUCAUGGGUCCCGAUCACGUUGAACUUGACGGUGCACGUUGUGAUGUACUGGUACUACUUCCAGAGCGCCCGAGGUGUCAAGGUCUGGUGGAAGGAGUGGAUUACCAGGAUGCAAAUUACGCAAUUCAUCCUUGAUCUCGGUUUCGUGUACUUUGCAUCGUGGGACUAUUUCGCAAGCGCCCACGCUCCGUAUCUGCCCCAUGUGGGGCGAUGCGCGGGUGAACCAUUCGCAGCGGUCUGUGGGUGCCUCAUCUUGAGCUCGUACCUGGUUCUGUUCAUCAUGUUCUACAUUGCCACCUACAAGAAGGCAUCCUCGCGAAAGGCCAAUAAGAAGGCCGAUAAGCCUGCGGUGUCCUCGAUGAAGCAGAGCGCGGCCAUGGUCGCGGAUAGCUGCAGCGGAGUGGAACACAUGAACAGCUCGUUAGUAGCUAGAAAGUGA